GUAUUCUGUUUGAACUAGUACCAUACUUAUGACAGAGUGCGAAGAAUGCUAGCAAGUUAGCUCCCUGAUCUUCAAAGCAUUCACGAUAAAUUUCGGAGCAUUCUCGCCAUUUCCUCAUAUAUGAUGAAGGGGCUUAGCGAUAAAACUAAAGUGUCUUUCUGUCGUGGCGGUGUUUCCUUGACGACUCCGUUAUUUGAAUCAUCUAUGCCAUCCGAAGACCUCUAUGAGGGAUACCGUCCUGAGAAGAUCCAUCAAAUGCAAGAUGGUGCAAACGACGUUUAUUUUCACAACUAUGAGCCUGUUGAUGACUACAUCGCAGCGCCUAUUCCAGUAUCCCAUGGAGAUCUGAAUAGAUGCAUGGAAGUGUAUGAGCGAAAGUCCAGCAAUGUGAAACCUACUUUUUACGGUGAGACAACGAACCGUUCAUAUUUCACUUGGAAAGAUCCGGUUCAUACUACAAGGGUCCCAUCGCUGUCAGAGAAGAAAGAAAGCGUCGUACCAUUUUACUCGCAAACGACUAAUAGAGAGGCGUACUCACCCAAAGUGACGCAUAACGCUGCAGUGAAAAGAUCUAUGGAGUUAGCUUCAUUGCAAGGACCACUCGCUUUUGAAAACAGCAAUUUUUUGAACUCUACACGUGAGGCAUCAGUGCAGGUGUGUGAACAACCAUCACCAAGCUGCUGGAGUGCUGAAAAAGGACUCAACGGAGGGACUUCGGCCAAGCACAACGCCCUUGUUCGGAUACCUCAGCAAGCUUGCCCAGUUGAGCGGAUUAUUAGAAUGAAGAGUUGUAAAAAGCGAUACACGAGUGGACAUUGGUGGAUCCGUACACCAAAGGCAGUGCUUGAAGAAAACAACAACAGUGCGUAUGUUGAACUUCAUGCUGCAUAA
This is a messenger RNA of Cylicocyclus nassatus, 891 nucleotides long. The record is from the annotation of a GenBank genome assembly. NCBI's taxonomy places the organism in Eukaryota, Metazoa, Nematoda, Chromadorea, Rhabditida, Strongylidae.